Rotaria socialis is the source of this 1335-nucleotide messenger RNA. Lineage: Eukaryota; Metazoa; Rotifera; Eurotatoria; Philodinida; Philodinidae. The record is from the annotation of a GenBank genome assembly.
AUGGUAUACAAUUCAAAUCAUAACAAUAAUUGUGUUAGUAACUGUAGUAGAAAAUGUAUUCUUAUAAUAUUACUAUUACUCAAUGCACUUAUUGGUGUUAUUUAUUAUAUUCACGGACAAAAAGAAGAUGACAUAGAUGCAAAUGUGAUAGCGACAAAUACUCUCCUUCAUCGUCGACAGCAUAGUCCAUAUGGAAUCAAAACAAUAAAACCAAUUGAAUCUAUUAAAAAGAUACUUGAGAAGGAAUACAAUCGAGAUGACUUGAUGAAUUUUUAUAAUCAUGUACAAAAAGAAUAUUCAUUAGGAUUGAAAUGUACAAGAAUAAAAAGCACACCGGCAACACUGAUUAAAUUGAAUGUUACUAAACAAAUUAAAAACAAUACUAGAAUAAUCAGUACGAAAUUCAGUUCGUUAGUUUCUUCAACGACGCGUUCAUAUUCUCGUCGUUUUCAACGUACCAAUCUUCAUACAUUUAUAAUAGACAAUUCGAAUGCAUGUCUAAAUGAAUACGUAGAUUUAGUAAUAAUAAUUAUGUCAAAGUCAAAUAAUUUUAAAACUCGUGAUGCAAUUCGUCGUACAUGGGCAUCAGGAAAAGAUCUUGGCAUUUAUUCGUCAAUAAACAUAAAAUAUUUCUUUCUUAUUGAUUUCGAUGAAAAAUUAAGUCAUAAUAUGCGCCUUGAAAAUAAUAUCUUUCAUGAUAUAAUUCAAGUUGAACUACCAGAACAAUAUACAUUAGUUACACAACGUGUUUUAUCACUCAUUGAAUGGUCAUUUCGGUACUGUCGUACAGCAAAAUAUUUAUUUAAAACCGACGAUGAUAUCUUUGUUAAUUUAAUAUUACUUUUAAAAUUUAUUUCAUCGUUGAUUAAAACACCGACGAACAAUUCUUUUUUAAUAUCCGACAUGAAGAUUUAUGGUUAUCAACAUAUUAAAGCUACUGCAUUUCGUCAGGCAAGUGAUCCCGUCGGAAUUCGAUAUAUUGUUACAGUUGAUGAAUAUCCAUGUAAAUUAUAUCCGACGUUUCUAUCAGGUUUUGGUUAUUUGAUAUCGAAGAAAGCAAGAGAUGCUAUUCUCUAUGCUGCUUAUCAAGAUGUGGAACCAUUUCGAAUAUCCGAUGUUUACUUCACUGGUAUUAUCCCUGAUUAUCUAUCGAUUCCACGACAGCCACUCUCAAAUUAUAGUAUUAGAUUCUUCGGCACUUGUGACAAUUUUUUUAAUCAUCCAACAGCAUUUGCAUGUGCAGGCAGUAGUCAUCAUGGUAAUACAAGUGAUACUUUUAAUAAAUUUAAUCAAUAUUGGCAACUUGUCAAGCAGAAGCAUCGAAUUUUUUCUUAA